This is a messenger RNA of Nestor notabilis (Kea), 891 nucleotides long. It is a transcript of the gene ZDHHC16, whose product is annotated as zinc finger, DHHC-type containing 16. The annotation marks the transcript as partial. Gene Ontology annotation, biological process: protein palmitoylation. Gene Ontology annotation, molecular function: palmitoyltransferase activity. Gene Ontology annotation, cellular component: Golgi apparatus. Lineage: Eukaryota; Metazoa; Chordata; Aves; Psittaciformes; Psittacidae. The transcript has 9 exons. The record is from RefSeq and is a predicted model, not a curated record.
GUGUUUGUGGCACUGGUGAUUGGGCUGACGAGCUCUGUUGUGGCCAUCGUGUACAUCUGCCUCCUGCCCCUCAUCCUGCAGACCUACACACCUGCCUGGAUCUGCUGGCACCUCGCCUACGGACACUGGAACCUCAUCAUGAUUGUUUUCCACUACUACAUGGCCAUCACCACCUCACCCGGGCACCCACCGCAGGCCAAGGACGAUCUCACCGGCGUCUCCAUCUGCAGAAAAUGCAUUGCUCCCAAGCCUGCUCGCACCCACCACUGCAGCAUCUGCAACAGGUGUGUGCUGAAGAUGGACCACCACUGCCCCUGGUUAAACAACUGUGUGGGACACUACAACCACCGCUACUUCUUCUCCUUCUGCCUGUUCAUGACCAUGGGCUGCAUCUACUGCAGCAUCAGUGGCUGGGAGAUGUUCCGGGACGCCUAUGCAGCCAUUGAGAGAAUGAAACUGCUUGAGAAGGAGAGACUGCAGGUGGCUGCCAACCAGACAUACUACCAGACCCCACCACCCACCUUCUCCUUCCGCCAGCGAGCUUUCCACAAGAGUGUGGUCUACGUCUGGGUCCUGUGCAGCUCGGUGGCAUUGGCCUUGGGUGCUCUGACGCUGUGGCACGCUGCCCUCAUCACCCGCGGGGAAACCAGCAUUGAGCGGCACAUCAACAAGAAGGAAAGGCAGAGGCUGCAGAAGAAGGGCAAGCUCUUCAGGAACCCCUAUAGUUAUGGCAGCUGGGAUAACUGGAAGGUGUUCCUCGGUGUGGACGUGCCAAGGCACUGGCUCACCCGUGUCCUGCUGCCCUCUCCUCACCUGCCCCACGGGACAGGCCUGAGCUGGGACUUGCCUCCCUGUGUGGCUGAGCAGCACGCACCGCUCCUGUCCAUCUGA